AUUAAACAUCUUACCUACCUGCUAUUUACCGGCGAAAGUUUGUGUGAACUGUCAUUCAGGGCAGUGAUCUUUCAACACUGGCGCCGCCAGUACUGUUUGAUUUUGUGUUCCCUUCUCGACUGAAUAGUUUGAAUUGAAUUCAGGCGCUGUUCCGACCUACCAAUCGAGCAUCCCAGUUAUUAAUAAAUGGUUAUGAUAUUGAUAUGAGGAUUGCAUAGUUAUUCCCCUUUUAGAACCAUUAGCCAUUUUUGUGUCAGUUCAAGCCGAUUCUUAGUAUUUACAAAGAAAGAAAAACACGGGUAAUAGUAUACUAUUAAAGGCCAGGCGAGAGAGGCAAAACAAACAACAACAACAACAAACAUUGAAGCACCUGAGUCCGAGUCGGAUUAAAGAACAUUUUGUCAUGGAGCGCCUGUAACGUCAGACACAGUCAAAGAGGAAGGCAUAACGUUCAACUGUUGAAGUACCAAAGUGUGUUUGAAAAUACUCGUGAAAACUGCAUUGAAACGCCACAUGGAGCAUGUUACCGUGGCAUUUCGUAUAUAUUGUGUCAUACUUACAUUUGAAUAUGCAUCAAGCAUUGCUCCCUUGCCAAAGGUGAUAUUGAUAUCAAUGGAUGGAUUUAGAUACGAUUAUCUUGACUUGAUACCUCCAAAUGAAGCUGAACAUUUCCGAUAUAUGAUCAAAAAUGGUGUGAAAGCAAAAUCAAUCAUGAAUGUUUUUCCAACUGUUACCUAUCCGAACCAUUACACUUUGAUUACAGGAUUAUAUCCGGAGAGUCAUGGAAUUGUUCAUAACCGAUUUCUCGAUACUUAUUGGAACGAAUAUUUCGUGUAUAAUGAUAGAAGAGACAAUGUUGAUCCAUUCUGGUAUGAUGUAGGUGCUGAACCAAUUUAUGUGACAAAUAAGAAGGCAGGCGGUUCUUCGGGCUCUGUUGUGUGGCCGGCUGGCAUUGGAGAAGUGAAAGGAAUAAAACCAGAUAGGUUAAUCCCUGAUGCAAACUCGUUUACAGAAAUAAAUAGCACAGAACGUGUGGAUACAUUAAUUAAAUGGUUCACAGACAAGAACAAUCCAAUUAACUUGGGUCUUCUAUACUUCCUAGAACCAGAUGAAACAGCCCAUGCCUCCGGUGCUGGCUCUAAGAAUGUUACGGACAUAAUAAAGGGUGAUUUAAAUGACGCUUUAGGGUAUUUGUUUAAGAGAUUAAAAGAAGUUAAUUUGUUUGAUGAGAUGAAUAUCAUUUUGACAGCGGACCAUGGAUUUGCCAAUUAUUCAAAGGAAAAGACAGUGUUGCUAGAUAGAUACUUGAAUGCUUCCUGGUAUAAAACUGGGGCUGAAGAUUUUGGAAGAAACGGCAACCAUAUAAGCGAAAAUAUCUUCCCAGAAAAAGGACAAGAAGAAAAUAUAUUAAAUACGCUUAGCAAUAUUAAAUACUUAAAAGUCUACAGGAAAGGUAACGAUGAUCUGAUCAGUCUACAUUACAAUUCUAGUGACAGAAUUGCUCCAGUUGUUAUUACUGGGUCUGAAGAGGGCGUAACUAUAUUUCCUACUGAGGCCGAUAGGGACUGGUAUACAAAUGGACUUUUCGGGGUACAUGGAUACAAUCCUCGUUUGGUUGCAAACAUGCGACCAUUCUUUAUAGCAAUGGGUCCAGCUUUCAAAAAGGGUUAUUUGUCAGAUCAGUUUAACUCGGUGGACAUAUACCCUUUGAUGUGUCAUGUAUUAGGUAUCGAACCUGCUCCAAAUAAUGGCUCUUUUGACAAUGUGAAAGACAUAUUGCGAGAGAAAUCUACUACAGACAGAUUAUCAAUAACGAGGAUCGCAUUUCUAAUCUUUGUGGGACUUGGUAUAACAUUGGCUGGAAUAUACGUUAUCUGUGUUUGUUGUGAUAUCAAAAACAAAUCAAGGUUUCUGUUGCAUGGCAACAACAGGGCUUUUGGAGUUGUUACCUCCCUUAGGUCUUCAACACGCCAUUUGCUCAACAGUGAUGAUGAAGACGACGAAUUUUAGCAUUGGUUUAGUGUGUUCGUUUAUUAGUGAUAUUAGUUAGGUACUUACAUCACGUGUACAUUAUUAUUUUUUUCAAGUUCUAUUUGGAAAAGAGGUUCCUUUGAAAUAUUUAUAUUAAACCGGCUGAGCAGAUGUCCUGUUCAGCUUACAUUACCAUACAAUUAUGGGAAAAUAAAGUGCGCCAUUUUUAGUAAUUAUUUUCCAGAAAGUGUCAAUUUUAGCAGUUUAAUUAUAGCUAUAUUUCACUUUUUCCAUCAUGUUCAUGUAGUAAUAGAAAUACACUUGUUUUAGUGCCUUAGCUACUCGUAUAUUUUUUUAUAUUUGAAUUGGGUACAUAUGAUAAUAGGGGAGACCGGGGCUAGUUGGUACACUUUUUAGAUUUUUUUGGUGUACGAUCCAAACUAAUGCACCGAUUUCGGAUUCGAUACUGUUUUUAGAAAGCUCAUUUUGUCAACAAUAAAUAAAUGCUGUGGUUCUCCAAAGGGAAGCAUUCAACAGCUUGAAAGGUUCGGUUGAAUCAGCCAGGUCGAAUGUAGCAGUUUACAGUUUUAUUUGGCAAAUCAGCAAAUCAAUGCCUUUGGCCAAUUAACAUAAACACAAAUUGAAUAUGGCCAAGACAUACAUACACAUACAUAAUACAGGCAUAUUUAUAUACAUAUUCAAUAUAACAUGGAGUAGAGACUAUCGUGAUAGACAUAGUUCUUAUUUGUCGAUACAUUUGUACUACAAACUUAAGAAGCAGCUAUGCGCUCAAGGGUUUCAUUUCUACGCUUAAACGCAUCCUUUAAAUAUUUUGCAGUGUUAUACAUAGAUUUUUUAUAUGUAGAAGAAAGUAUAUUUACAAAUUUUUGUAUCGUUGGCCAAGAUAUAUUUCCAAAAUAUUUUCUACGUAUAUCCACAUAAAAAGGACAACAAAGCAGAAAAUGGUAUUCUGAUUCAAUACAAUUUAAAUUACACAUUUUACAUAUUCUUUCAUUUCUAACGGUACCUACGAAUCUACCUAAUUCGAUUUCUAACUUGUGAGAGCUUAAUCUGAAACAACUUAAUUCUUUUCUGAAUCCUUCAUUUGUUAAAACAUCAAUAUAUUUUUCAAAACAAAACUCUAUUUUGAAUUUACUAUAAUAAUCUAACUUUGACAUUGAUUGGACAGAAGCACGCCAGUUUUGAAUAAACUGGUCGCAAAUGCGUUGUUUAAACAUUGGCAAAUAGUUUACAUUAUAAUCAAAAUUAUUCCAGAUAUCACUAUAACCAAGACUGUCUAAUAAACGCUUGAUGGAUUUUGCCCAACAGUUAUCGUUACUGUUAUUACACUGUUCUAUAAAAAUUCUAUACAUAGGAGAGUUUGGAUUUUGCAUUAUUUUUAACCAAUAUUUUAAUGCUCUUUGUUUACAGAUAACUGAUAAAGGGAACCUUCCCAGUUCCCCAUAAACUGCUAAAUUUGGGAUCUGUUGACGAACUCCAAGUAUUGUUUUACAAAACUUUAUGUGCAACUUGUCAAUUUCUUUAAAAUCAUAUAUGCCCCACACCUCAGAACAGUAUGUAAGAAUUGGUACAACCAUGGUAUCAAAUAAAGAAAGUUUAGUUUUCACAUCUAUGUGUACACGAGUGAAUAAUGAUAAUAAGCUACUAUAUGCCUUAAGGGCCUGUUCUGAGAGCACUUUAACAGCAUUUUUCAUUACACCAGUAUACAAAAAAUCAGCUCCUAAAUAUUUAAAAUGAUCUACAACUUCAGUUUGUUCACCAUUUAUAAACCAGUUAAAAUUAUGGUGGCUUUUUCUUUUUUCGAAUACACAAACUUUGGUUUUUUGAACGUUAAUCUUGAGACCCCAUUUUUCUGAAUAUGUAUAGAUAAUAUCUAACUGAGCUUGCAGGUUAUUCGGAUCAGUAGUAAACAAUGCAAUAUCAUCAGCAAAUAAUAACAUAUACAUAGAUAACUGGUUCAAAUCAUUCUUUGUUAACUUAUUAAAAUCUAAAGUAGUGCUUAUAUCGUUAAUAAAGAGUAUAAAAAGUAUCGGUGAGAGUGGUUCCCCUUGUUUUAAUCCAAGCGUGACAUCAAAGAACUCAGAAAAUUUCAUCUCAGAAGACAUUCUUACACAUGCUUUAACAUUACUGUAUAUAGAUUU
Molecule: messenger RNA, 4133 nt
Organism: Mercenaria mercenaria
Lineage: Eukaryota; Metazoa; Mollusca; Bivalvia; Venerida; Veneridae
Product: ectonucleotide pyrophosphatase/phosphodiesterase family member 5-like
Exons: 6
Coding region: 514-2010 (498 amino acids)
Source: RefSeq, a predicted model, not a curated record